This is a messenger RNA of Leguminivora glycinivorella, 4421 nucleotides long. It is a transcript of the gene fu, whose product is annotated as serine/threonine-protein kinase fused. Gene Ontology annotation, molecular function: protein kinase activity; ATP binding. Gene Ontology annotation, biological process: protein phosphorylation. The coding region runs from base 109 to 2625 and encodes 838 amino acids. The record is from RefSeq and is a predicted model, not a curated record. Gene Ontology annotation, cellular component: cytoplasm. Lineage: Eukaryota; Metazoa; Arthropoda; Insecta; Lepidoptera; Tortricidae. The transcript is spliced from 11 exons.
AGAGCAACAAGCGGAAGCAGUUUGUGUCUAUUUUUUGUUUUGUGUGCAUUUUAUGCAAAAGAUAUGCUUCAUCAGAAUAUAUCUUAAGUUCAAAACAAAUAAGGUAGUAUGGAGAAUUACGAUAUAAUAUCAUUCGUAGGCGAAGGGUCUUUUGGACGAGUGUUUAAGGCAAAGAAUAAAGAAACCGAUGUUGUAGUGGCCUUAAAAGUUAUACGCAAGAAAGGCCGCUCGUCAAAAGACUUGAAAAACUUAAGGCAAGAAUGUGACAUUCAGCGUACACUGGAGCACCCGAACAUUAUACGUAUGAUAGACAGUUUUGACACGGAAUCUGAGUUGGUGGUAGUUACAGAAUAUGCUGAGAAGGAACUUCACAGUAUACUGGCUAAAGAAGGCUGUUUGAAUGAGGAACAAGUGAAAAAGAUAACCUGGGAUCUGGUGUCUGCACUGUAUUACUUACAUUCACACAGGGUUUUACACCGGGACCUCAAGCCCCAGAAUGUAUUGUUAGACAGCAGUGGCUGUGCCAAGCUCUGUGACUUUGGGUUGGCUAGAAUAAUGACCAACUCCACCCACAUCCUAACUUCCAUCAAGGGGACUCCAUUGUACAUGGCACCUGAACUCAUUGAUGAGAAACCUUAUGAUCACCAGGCAGAUCUCUGGUCCCUUGGAUGCAUAGUGUACGAGUUGAUGGCGGGACAGCCGCCAUUUUGCACCAUGUCCAUCCUACAGCUGGUGCGCAUGAUCCGACACAAGCCGGUGCAGUGGCCCAGCUUCAUCAGCAAGGAAGCCCGUUCCUUCUUACAGGGACUGUUACAUAAAGAUCCCAUAAAAAGGAUGACAUGGCCGGAUAUACUAGCGCACCCAUUUGUAGCGGGACAUGUCCUCAUUCUGCCCGAAGACGUGCAAAGUGAAUCACCCUUCACGCAACCACUGAGUCACAGCCAGCAGGAGGCGAAGCGCCUACAACGGGAUAAGAUUAGCAGCAAUGCAAGGGCUAUGAAAUUGGACAAUGAGCCCUUGAAGGUAGUAAACCGCGAGCACGACCUUCGCCACAUCCGCGGCGCUGCGCCCACAGAGUGCAUACCCAUGUCUGACGACGACAGCGUCCGCGCCACCAGUGCCUUCAGCGUCCGAGACAGCCUCAAGACUGACGACGAGGACCAGUCCCAGCCCAUCACCGUCGCCAACGCCAAACUGCUCAGGCACGAGUACAACGUCAUGAACAACUCCAAUCUUGUCGUCUGUAACCUUGAGAACAACAUGGCCCAACUUAUGGCAGCUAAUAAGAAGACUGAAAAGAUAAUGGACAAGAUUCUUGAAGAAAAACAAUCGGAAAAACCUAAAACGGCAACAAGUGAGAAGGCUGAAGCUGAUGAUGUGAAACAGAAACCGAAAAGCGUAGAUACAGCAUCGCACAGUUUAGAAAACCCAAAGAGUUCAACGAAAUGCAGCAGCGAGGUCAGUUCUGGACUUAGUAAAAGUGUACCGCCGUCUUAUAAGCAAAAGCUGCUCCAGUUUUCAAGAGAUAAACUCAGGUUUGCCAGCGGCGGGAAUAGGCUGACAAGGAGUAUCAAGCGAUCGUUUCACUUUAGUAGGAGUUGGGAUAAGAAUAAGUCAGAAAAUCAGAGACGUACAAGUGAACCGGCCAUUGAAAUACCGAGUAUUGUUGAUGUGGAUCAAGAAAAAUUCUCGAAGGAGACCAAGGAUGAGGAUAUUGAAAAGAUUGAAUUUAUUGAAGAAGUUUCUGAUAAAGAAGUAGCAAACAAUGAUGAAAUUGUUGUGCCCGAAGAAAAACACGAAGUGAAGGAGCCAUCCGCUAUAGAGCUGGAAGAAUGGGAAGCGUUCCUUAAUUCCAAUAUUAGUGAAGUAAUGGACGGCGACGUCGAAUCUCUCACGCAGCUGAACAUGGUGAGCAUGGUGGUAGGCGUGGUGGGUAGCUCCGGGCGCGGUGCCCGCGGCGGGCGCGUGUGCGGCGCCGUGGCCGCGCUGCUGGCGCUGCCCGCCGUGUCGCCGGUGCUGCCCCGGCACACGCUGCUGCAGAUACAGGAUGUAUAUCUCGAAGCGAAAGUGGUUUACGAGUUCAUCGCAGCCAUAAACUCGUUGAUGAAAGACUGCAAGGAUGAUGAUGACAUGGAGGACAGACUGACGGGCACGGGUCGGAUGCUGGAAGUGUGCGUAUGGUUGUGUGCACGCUCGUGCCGUGCCGUGCGGCAGCUCGCUACGGCCACGGCCGCGCACCGCGCGCACGCUGUGUUCACACGACUGCUGGGCUUGUAUUCAAAAGCACCUCGCAUAGUCCUAAAUAUCGUGAGUCUCCUCAUCACAAUACUCCAAGAUCUGCCUGAACACGCAGACGUCGUCGAGAAGAUCCUAUUCGAUGACAAAAACUUCAACUUCAUGUGUCUCUUAGAACCACCCAGCGACGCCCUGAGGAUGCGAGUCUGUAUACUCAUAAGUUUACUAUGUACGUUUUCGUGUACCGCGUUCUCGGUUGCCAUGGAGACGAAGUGGAGCAAAGCGGAGAGUGAGCGUUUGGAGGCGCUGCAUUCGCACUGCAAUGUGACGCUGAACAGGGCAGCCAGGUUGGCUACUAAGGAGCUUAGUAAUAUGCCGUUUUAUAAUUAAAAACUUUAUAUUGACUAAGAGCCCAGGGCCGCCAGAUCUUCCUCAUUUUCUCAAGGAUGAAACUUUGGGACAAUGUAGAGUUCGUAUCGACGUUUAACGUCUGCAUAUUACCUAAUUCGGCUCGUCGGCCAUUUUUUUGCUAUAAGGUUUAAAGCUAACUUUCCUUUAAUUCUCAAGACUGAUUUUUAUUUAUAUGAUAGAAAAUACUGUAAGGAUUUGAUCAUCAUCAUUUCUUGACCUUUCCGCCGGCCCAAAGUUUCAUCCUUGAGAAAACGAGGAAGGUCUGGCGGCUCUGGGCUCUUAGUCCAUUAUAUUAUUCAUUCAAUUAAACCGUCCAAUUAUUUUAUACUUGACAGUAAAUUAAAUUUGUAAAUGGUAACUUAACGGCUACGAAACUAAACGAUAUCAAUAAAAUAAUUUAUCUCCCGGGAUAACUACACCUGUAUCAUCGAAUUAUAGACAAUACUACUUAGUUGUUGGAAUGGAAAUUGACAUUGAUAUAGGAUAGAAGUAACUAAUAUUAAAUUUCCUGUAUUCAUUUAUAAGUAUACACAUUUCAAAUCUUUUUUUGAUACUUCAAGAAAACGCUGAAAACUAACUGAAGCAUAUAUUAUAGAAAUUACGAUUCGGGGACUUGGUGCAAUAAAUAAGGUACUCCACAACAGAUUAGAUUUUGGUUUUGUACGUGUUUUUAUUUGUUCAAAAUUUAAAUUAAAUGCACUGCACUGCGCAUUUACUCAAAAGAUAGCCGCGGUCACAGAAAUUUAGUUCUGUGGCCGCGGUUGAUAAGAUUCUAUUGACUAAACUGGAAUAACGAAAGCGCCUUCAUAAAUAUAAAGGCAAAAACCGCGUCGUAUGCGAAUCCUAAUAUUGUUUACACAGGCUCCAAAUGUCCUGAUAAAAGGCACAGAAUAAAUAAUUGUACGUACCAGUACGUCCUGGAAGCGUAAAUCCAGAUUAAUAGCUAUAUGUAUAAGGUUUGUUUUAUAACACUACUUAUAUGUAGUAGCCGUAGUAGGGGUCCUCAUUCAUAGGCAUUAAAUGCUUUAAAAUGUGAAUACCUACAAACUCAAAAUAUAUGGCGAUGAAUCUCCUUUUGUACAAGACUGAAUUAUAAAAUACGUUUUAGAAUUUUGCAAAUAAUGACCAAUUUUAUACAUUGUAUACCUACAUGUACGUUUCGUCUACCUGCACGAUAUUAAUACCUUAGUUGUAAGCAAAAACCUAAAAUGAAAAAUGAUACCGUAACUUUUGCAUACAGUUUUUUUUUAACUUUAGGGGUCAAGAGGUUUGGGUACCUCGGAUUUAGUGUCGUUAAGAAUAGUUUGACUUAAACUAGUAAGGUGCGUUGGUUGGGAUAAGAUAAGAACAAUUUUCAUUUUGAUUCAUAUUCAUUUUCAUUUUUCAAUUUUAUAGAAGUACUAGCUUUUACCCGCGGCUUCGCUCGCGUUAGAAAGAGACCUAAAGUAGCCUAUGUCACUCUUCAUCCCUUCAACUAUCUCUACUUAAAAAAUCACGUCCAUUCGUCUCUCCGUUUUGCCGUGAAAGACGGACAAACAAACAGACACCCACAUUUUCCCAUUUAUAAUAUUAGUACGGAUUAGUAUAUUAGUAUUGAUAACGUUUAGGUAUAACGACGCUAAUUUCAGACUGUUAUAUAAAAUCAUUUGCAUUCCAUAUAUCUUAUCCCAACGCAUCAACUGCUUAUGCAUGUGUAAUGCAGCAAUUUUUAUGAGAAUAAGUAAUCAUGUAUUAUUCAGAUGGAAAAAUAUGUGCCAUAAACAUCAAGUGAAUUA